This is a messenger RNA of Colletotrichum graminicola M1.001, 1446 nucleotides long. RefSeq names its product beta-lactamase. The record is from RefSeq and is a predicted model, not a curated record. The transcript has a single exon. Bases 1 to 1446 code for a protein of 481 amino acids. NCBI's taxonomy places the organism in Eukaryota, Fungi, Ascomycota, Sordariomycetes, Glomerellales, Glomerellaceae.
AUGGCCUUUUUCGACAAGCUCGCGGGCAUUUUCGCGCAGCAGAACGGUCCGUCCUCGACGCUCGAGGAAUUUCUUGUAUCUCUCGGCACGCCUUCCGUCUCCAUCGCAGUGCUGGACAAGGGUAGCAUCGAAGCGAGAUGCUUUUCGACCGUCGGCGACAAUGAGGCAACUCUCUUCCAGGCCGCCAGCAUCUCUAAGCCCAUCGCCGGCACCGCUAUCAUGAGGCUCGUCAGCCAGGGCAGACUUUCUUUGGAUGAUAAGCUCCUCCACGUCCUCCCCGACGAGCUCUUCAGAAACUUGGGGCCGCCCGAGAUCCUGCGCCAGAUCACCCUUCGCCACCUGCUGAGCCACACGGCCGGCUUCCGCACCUCGAGCUACACGGGCUAUCCCGACAACAUGCCGUCGGCUCUGGACACGCUCCUCGACAGGAACGGCGGCCGCAACCUCCCCGAGAAGCUCAGCGCGUUCCCCGGUCAGCAGUUCGCCUACUGCGGGGGCAACUUCGCCAUGCUGCAGCUCAUCCUGGAGAGGGUCUUUGAUAAGCCAUUCACGAAGAUCGUCGAGGAACAGGUGUUUCAACCCCUGGACAUGUCGGACACGAGCUACGCGACGCCGGCGCACGACGACGAGACAGGGAACUACGCGAGGUCCUGGUGGACGGGGAACGAGCCCCAUGCAGCGCCGUGGCACCACCACCCGGAGCUGGCGUCCGGCGGGGUGUGGACGACCCCGACCGACCUGCUUAAGCUUGUCCGCGCCAUGCAGGCGUCACUCAGCCCGGACGGCGACAGCACCCUCGAGACGGAGGCGGCGCGCUUUCUGCCCACGGAGUUGGCCAAGGAGAUGCUAACUGAGGUUAAGGGCGGCAUGGCAUUGUCGUGGAUGGUGUCGCGGCGCAAGGGGCACGCUUUCGGGCACUGGGGCGGGAACAACCCUUCCUUCCGCUGCUGCGCCAUCGGUUUCGCGGACGUGACCGGCGGUGUCGAGAAGUGUGACCUUGAGGAAGGGUGCGGCGUAGCCGUCAUGGCGAACGGGUGGGAGGGCCACCACGGGUGCGCCAAGGUCGUACACGCCGUGGCGCACCUCAAGGGGUGGCCGUACCUCGGCACGCUGGAACACACCCAAGAGCUCGCCGUGCCCCUCCGGGACCCCGCCCGGAAGGUGGACGGGCGGUGGGAGGCAUGGAUCGGGGCGUGGUCGGGCGGCUGGGUGGUGGAGAGGGCCGAGGACGGCGGGCCGAGAGCGAGAUUCGGGGCCAUGGAGACGGUGGCGCUGGUCCCGGCCGCGAUUCCGGCGGAGCGCGGCGGGGAGGGGUGCGAGAUAUCGAUUGAUUUCUUGGUCGGGGAAAUGGCUGUCAUGCUCCGGUUGAAGGGGGCGGAGGGGGCGCGGAGCGUUGAGGUGUGGAAUGGGCUGACGUUCCGGGCGGAGAUGCUGGAGAGGGUGUAG